Molecule: messenger RNA, 2670 nt
Organism: Aedes albopictus (Asian tiger mosquito)
Lineage: Eukaryota; Metazoa; Arthropoda; Insecta; Diptera; Culicidae
Exons: 8
Coding region: 687-2057 (456 amino acids)
Source: RefSeq, a predicted model, not a curated record
GAAUCGCGCUACUUGGGCGGUGGCUUCUAUAUUCGUCUGUUUUCCACUAUAACUCAGUCAAUCUUGAACCAAUUGACACAAUUCUUGGAAUGCGGUGAGAUAGGUAUAGUAUCUACCCGUGUACAAAAUUUCAAGUCAAUCGGUUCAAAAUUGACCGAGUUACAGUGGAAAACAGACGAAAAUAACAGACGAAGAAAACCACCGCCCAAGUAGUGCGAUACCCUAUUUGCACAAGCAGUUACCAUUGCCGAAAAACCGUUCAAGAAAAACACCAGCUACCAAUCAGGAAGUACUGUAUUGGUUGAAGAUACGUUGUCAGCUCCUUUGUUGAAUUAUGGUACAGGGGAUCGUUGUUUUUGUCCAAAAGAGAUAAUUCACAAUGGGAUUCGAUUUAGAAAGCACUGCGUUGUUGCAAUCCAUGAAGAUGAGGAAAGUGGUCUACCUAGUUUUGGAGAAAUUCAGGAGAUACUCGUGAUUAAAAACGUGGUCCAACUUUUGAUCACAUCGUGGGAAACUGUUGAUUUCGAUGAAAUUCUUCAGGCAUACUUGGUAGAUAACAAACAACAGUAUUUGUUGAUUGAUUUAACAAAAGUACAUCGCCACACGACGUUUUCAUUUUGGAAGAAAUAUAAUGAUGAUACCCAUUACGUUUCACGUAAAAUUUACAAUGACGACUUUUAAAACGUAUGAUAUCAACAGACGCCGAGGGAAUUGAAGACAUGGAAACGUUCACGAUGCUGGACGAAACAGAUUUCAACAGGCUGCAUCUCAACACCGGUCAAAGAAAAAAAAUUCAAAAAUUUCAAAGGAUGACUCGUGGCAAUCCAAAAGACGCGACAGAAGAGCCGGCAGAACCCGUUGAUUACGAAGAGGUCGAAUAUAUUGAGCAAGACGAAACGUCUGUAUCACUGGAAAAGGAAUUUGACAUCGAUUUGAUAUUCCAGCAGACAGAAGAUGGUCGUGCCAUAAUCGAAUCAUUGAAAGAGCAACACUCGGUUACGCAUAGCUUGGUCACUUCGAUUACCAAAGUACUCGGCGAAUACCUCAUCUACCGGUUUGGCUACCAUCCAAGUGUGCAUCACAAGGACGUCGUUGCCAAAUCAUUGGUAAGCAAAUACCCAGUUCUAAAAUCCGAGAGUGCCGAUGUCCCUCAGGCUGUGUGGUUUUACCCAAACGGCAGAGGAUACGGUAAACACGGAGGCAAGCUGCAUUACCAUAUCGAAUAUAUGGUGAAGAAAGAUAAGAAGCAGGUUCGUCACAGCAAAGCCGUUGCUGAUGCGGCCCAAGAACUAAGCAGCAGUUCCGAUCCAACAACCAGCAGUGGCGAGAGCGAUUCGACGGAUUUGGCUGACACAAUCAAUAAACUAAAAUUCGUCGUACCAUCGAAGGAAUCUUACAAAAUCAUUCGAAAUGAUUGGAUUAAAACUAUGACGAUGCGCAACGAAAUCAGACAGAAGAAUCCAGGUUCAUAUGACGAACUGAUCGAAAUGUUCCCCCUGUCGACGUCGUUCGACGGACUGCUGAUCGAUCUGGACUUCGUUGAAAUGUUUCCAUCUGCAACCAACGGCAUUGAAGAUUGGAAUGCUUUGCAGGAUAAAAUCGUGCAGAAAUUCAAUCAUUUGCAGACAACAGUUUGUGAUCAUUUUAUUCGCUCGCUCCUCAUCAUCAGAGAGAAAAAUCCGUCACGUGGCGUCAAACGUGUGAACAAAGGAUCUCAGAAAAUCGUCAACCUACUCGAGAGAGUCGUGGAAUGGAUAAAUCCGGAAGAUGACAUUGACCAGUUUGCUGCGGGUUAUCGGGCAACGGACAGUCCUGUCCUUAUAAUUAAAGGGCCAAUGUACAGUGCAGGUGAAACGUACAUCCGGAUCGGGAAACGAGUAUUUACAAGCGGAUCCGAAAUUCAGAACGGCUUUUUCACCAUGAUCAAAGCACAUUAUUUUUUCCAUCUCAAAUUCGAACCAUCUCUUUCCAAUUUUUACUCUUUUUUCCUGUCAGAAGUGUUUCACGUAGCAAAGCCAUCUACCACUGUUAAUGGUUUUAUGUUGCAGCUUAAAUGAGCUUGAUUUCAAGCCAAAAGUUGACAUGCAGCAAUGAUAAUUUUAAGAAAAAAAUCGUAGAGAAAAAAAAAUCGUUCAUUUAAAAAAAGUUCAUUUUAUUUUUAGAAGGAAACCCCCAAAGGGGCUAUUUUUUCUUAGCUGGAAAAUUUCAAAUACGACUAAGAGGCCGGCAUAUUCGUCUUUUGUGCUUUUAAACGAAGCUUUUGGCGAUUACGUAAGCCUAAAAUCAGGGUAUUUGGAAUUUUCCAACUUGAAAUCAAAGCCGCUAUUCCCAAAAAAUAGAAUCUCAGCUUUACUGAUCAUCCAGCAAACUGCAAAUUUGCUGGAAUACCAGCAAACUUAUUUUAGAAUCGUUUACUGAUUAAUCAGCAAAUCUGAAUGCGUUUUGCUGAUUAUUCAGCAAUGCAUCUGUCAAAUCUACUUCGCGUCAAAUUGCUGAUUAACCAGCAAAUUUAAUUUCGGGUUACUGGUUGUUCAGCAAACCAUCUGUCAACCGAUGACAAUUCGUGUUGCUGAAUGAUCCAGCAAACAUUUUAUUGCUGAUUGAAUUGCUGAAUUUACAGCACGCCAAAAAUCAGCAAAACUUUGCUGGAUUCCAGCAAUAAAAAUUUGG